AUGACACUGGUCGGCGCCGGUCCGACCGCUGAGGCCAAAUUCCCGCUAACGGAGCUCGCUGACGAUUUUGAUACAGCCACAGCCACGAGAUUGAUGGACAGACGAGUGGCCGCCGACGGCCUCGAGGAACGCGCGCCGUGUCAAGAAAGCCAACCGGACGGAUACCGGGGCGAUGUCGGCGCUUGGGGAGGGGCAGGUGAGCCAGACUGGCGGACCAGUUCGUCGCGUACCACGGCUGCCUGCAUGUCGGUCAUGUCACCAGAGAAAGGGAGCGAGCACGAGACCGUAUCGCGGGAAGAGCUGCAUGAGCUGGAGCAGAAGGAGCAGGCUCUCACCACAGGCGCCAGACAGACAGCAGUUGCGGAAGAGGAGGGCAGUCGGGAGAGGUCGCCAAUCUGGCACGACCCACCGCCAGCCAGCACAGCAGUCCAUGCGAUCAGCACAACAGCGCCAGCCGGCAAGACCGACACGGCGUCUGGGUCCGGGUCCGGGUCCGGACUCACAGAAUGGCGGAAAAGCCAGGCCCAUCUGAUGCAGACACUCGGACGGACAGCCAAGGCAGCCGAGGCAGCCGAGGCACACGUCGAGGCCAGCGCGAUGCCGUCGGCCAAGGAUGUGCACUAUCUGUUUGAGAAGUACCUCAUGGGAUCCCACGUGCAGAACCCAUUCCUGCUCCGGCACGAGGUCGAGCAGCUGUACGUGCGGGUCUUCUCGGCCAGCGAGAGCGGCGAUGCUGUGGGCCAGGCGACGUCGCAGGACAUCUUCCGCACGUUUAUGAUCCUGGCCAUCGCGACCGUUGUGCCGUACCGUUUGGGCGAGCACCCGCACCACCCGUUGGGCUACUAUCUGGCGGCAAUGCCGCACUUUGGAUCGGACUUUCUAGCGACGAAGCUAGAGUCGGUGCAGGACCUGCUGCUGAUCUGUCGGUUUGGGAUAUUCUACCAUAUAGGAACGUCCAUCUGGGACACGAUCCAGCUGUGUGGCCGGCUCUGCAUCGAGCUGGGCCUGCACCGGCCGCGGGAGAGGCCGGCGGCAGACAUGCUGCAGGAGCAGAUCGAGCGGCGGGUGUUCUGGGAGUACUACAUGCUGGACCGGUACAGCUCGACGACGAUCAGCCGACCGUUUGCGCUGGCGGACCGGGACAUCACGGUGCCGUUCUGUGCGGACGCAGACGACGAGGAGAUCCGACAGGCCGGCGCAGCCCAGCACCACGGCCACCGUCUCGACCUCGACACGUUCUGCCGGACGCGCACAGCCUCGGGGCCGACAGAGAUGAGCGUCUUUUUGCUGUGCGUGCGGCUGCGGCAGAUCUCAUCGCGCAUCCAGACCGAGUUCUCCCAGCUCGUCUCGGGCUCGUCGGCAGCCAUGGGCAGCGGUCCGACCGCACCGCCAGCCUUUCUGCUGACCGGCCGCAUCUACGCCCUGCUGGACGACAUCCUGCGGGCGAUUGACGAGUGGCGUCGUGGCGCGCCCGUCUUUGCCGCACCGCGCGUCCUCUACGAGAUGUCCGAGUGGUACGACCUGCUGCUGGCUCGCGAGCGGUUGCACGCCGUCCGCAAGGCCAUGGACUUGGCUCCGAAGCACGACGACGGUGGUAGCGGUGGUGGCCUGCCGGCUCGUCACCUGCUGGCCCUCUGCCUCGAUGCCGCCACCAACACCAUCCGGCUCUACGGCGGCCUCUUCCACAGCCACGUGGUGACCUACACCCGCUCCUACUUCCACACCGUCUUCACCGCCGGCCUGUCCGUCAUGUUCUGCUGCUGCGCUUCCUCGCCCGCUCAGCGACAGCGACAAAACCGCGACCGGGACCCAGACCGGGAUCGUGCCGAUGACUACGAUCACUCCCGCGAGCGCAUCCGUCAAGCCCGCUCCGUCCUCGUCCUCUGCGAGCAAACCCUGGCCCACAUGGGCGCCCAGCUGCCCGAUGCCCGCGGCUAUGUCACCGCCUUUGAGGCCCUGCACAAGAGCGUCUCCCUUCCUAUCAAACUGAUCGUCCCCGCAGGCGUCUCUCGCCCGGCCGCUCGGCACACGUCCAGGACCCGGCCUUGUGGGACGUCGCAGCCGCCGCCAGCAACGCCAGCAACGCCAACGUCGGCACCCUCGCGGCCUUGUCGCCUUCGACUUCCUCUGUCAUGGCUGCUGCCGCCUCCAUGA
Grosmannia clavigera kw1407 is the source of this 2154-nucleotide messenger RNA. Its product is annotated as c6 zinc finger domain containing protein. The transcript has 5 exons. The record is from RefSeq and is a predicted model, not a curated record. The coding region runs from base 1 to 2154 and encodes 717 amino acids. Gene Ontology annotation, molecular function: zinc ion binding; sequence-specific DNA binding; DNA-binding transcription factor activity, RNA polymerase II-specific. NCBI's taxonomy places the organism in Eukaryota, Fungi, Ascomycota, Sordariomycetes, Ophiostomatales, Ophiostomataceae. Gene Ontology annotation, biological process: DNA-templated transcription; positive regulation of transcription by RNA polymerase II.